This is a messenger RNA of Emiliania huxleyi CCMP1516, 2244 nucleotides long. RefSeq lists its product as hypothetical. Gene Ontology annotation, biological process: tRNA processing. The record is from RefSeq and is a predicted model, not a curated record. The coding region runs from base 1 to 2244 and encodes 747 amino acids. Gene Ontology annotation, molecular function: protein binding; ligase activity, forming carbon-nitrogen bonds; ATP binding. The transcript is spliced from 2 exons. NCBI's taxonomy places the organism in Eukaryota, Haptophyta, Isochrysidales, Noelaerhabdaceae.
AUGUGGCGUUCUGCCGCCUGUGGCGCUGCCGUGGCAGCUGGCACCAUCAUCCUCGCUCAGAGGUGGUCGCGGCGGCGGUGCGAGGACGCCGAGGACGCCGCCUUCGAAGGCGUGCUGCGGUUCUGGUUUGAGGGCGACGGCACCUCCGACCUGUACGCCACGCGUUGGUUCGUGCCGCCUGGGUCUGCGGCUCUGCAUCGCCUCGACGAGGAGGUGCGCGCACGCUUCGGCGCUACGCUCGGGCGGGCCGAGCGGGGCGAGCUGGACCACUGGGCGGCUUCGGCACGCGGCUGCCUCGCGCUCGUCCUCCUCCUCGAUCAGCUCUCGCGCCACGCGCACCGAGGCGACGGCGGCGCGGUCCUCGCAAACGAUGCGCGCGCGCUCGUGCUGGCCGAGCGGCUCCUCGCUCGCGGGUGGCACACGCAGCUGCGGGCGGCCGAGCUCGUCUUUGCUCUGAUGCCGCUCCGCCACUCGCCGACCGCCGAGCGGCUGGAGCAGGCGAUGGACCUGACUGGCGCGGCGCUCCGCACGCGCGAGGCGGAGGCGGCGACGCUCGCGCGCUUCCGCCGCGCGACCGAGCUGCGGCUGCAGCACCUGCAGGGCGACGGCGACCCGCACGACAUCCUCGAGAGGGACGACCGCGAGGCGGCCCUCGACCAGACCGGCGCCGCCUCGGAGCCGCUCGCCGCCACCGUCGAGCGCUUCCUCCGCGACACCGCCUUCUGCGAUGCGGACGGGACGCCGCCGCCGCCGCCCCCGUCUGCGCAGACAGACAGCGGUGACCGGGUGGUCUCGGCAGCCAAGCGCUGCGAGGCGGAACGACCCAGAGACGGAGCCGGCGGCGCGGCUGCCGAUGCCGCGGCUGCCGAUGCCACCCGCGCGGCGCGGGACGACGAGGCGCUCAUCGUCUCGCUCUCGGGGGGCGUGGACUCGAUGGUGCUCGCGCACGUGCUGCUGCGGCUGCAGCCGCGCCACCGGCGGCGCGUCUGCGCGGUGCACAUCGACUACACGAACCGCGCCGAGAGCGGCGCCGAGGCGGCCUUCCUGCAGCGGUGGUGUGCGGCGCGCGGCGUGCCGCUGCGCGUGCGCACGGUGGAGGAGGUGCGGCGCGGCGCCACCUCGCGAGACGAGUACGAGAAGGUGAGCCGCGCGGUCCGCUUCGACGCGUACCGGCAGGCGCUGGCUCAGUUCGGCGGCCGCGCCGUCCUGUUUGGGCACCACCUGGGCGACGUGCACGAGAACGUCAUCUCGAACGUGAUGAAGGGCGCCUCGCUGCUCAACAUCGCGGGCAUCUCCACCGCCUCGGCCGUCAACGGCGUCCUCAUCUGGCGCCCGAUGCUGCCGCACCCAAAGUCGCUCCUCUACGACUACGCGCACCGGUACGGCGUCCCCUACUUCAAGGACAGCACGCCCGGCUGGUCGACGCGCGGCAGGCUGCGCAACCAGCUGCAGCCGCUGCUCGCAGAGGUGUACGGCGAGGGGUACAGCACGCACCUCUCCGCCCUCGCGCGCGACUCGGCCCUCUGCAGCGAGCUGAUCGACUCGCAGCUGUACGCGCCCUUCCGGAGCAGCCUCCGCCGCUCGCCGCUCGCCGUCUGGUUCGACGCGGCGGGGCGCGCGGCCCUGCCGCUCUUCUUCUGGCGCGAGGCGCUGCGGCACGUGUGCGAGAAGGAGCUCGGCAUCGGCCUCGUCGGCGAAAAGGCGGUGCUGCAGCUCCUCGAGCGGCUGCGCGCGCCGCGCGUGCGGGAGGGGUGGCUCGCGCUCCGCAAGGAGAGCCGCGUGCUGCUCGCGGCAGGCACUCUCGCCUUCCUCCGCCCGAGCGUCUUCCCAGGCGCGCGAAGAGGACGAGGCCUUAUCGGGCCGGGCGAGGCGGUGCCGGCGCCGCCCGCCGACGCGGUUAGGGGUCCGACGAUCAGCUUUGGGCCAUGGCGGGUGCGCAUCACGCGCUGCGCGCAGGGCUCGUCCCUCGGUCCCGGCGCAGACACGAGCGACGUGGCGCGGCCCGCCGCGGCUCUGGGCCUAUGGGAGGUGCUCUCGGGGCGAUUCGCAUACGUGCUUCCCGUGCACGAACGGUACGCUAUUGGCUCGACUGACCGAGUCGUAGUGCCGGCGCUUCGCGCGCUCGGCAAGGCUUGGCAGGCUCUCGUACUCGCCACGCCGCAAGUGGUCGGCUGCGGCGCCGAGAUGGGUGGGCGGGCGGCAGUCACUGUUGAGGUUUGGUUCGUUGCACCGGAGCGAGCCUGA